AUGAAUGUCUUGAGCUGGAAUUGCCGGGGGCUUGGGAACCAACGGGCCGUUCAAUUCCUUAAAGAGAUAGUUACUCAAAAGAAACCCAAAUUUAUAUUUUUGUGUGAGACCAAGUGUGGUAAAAGUAGAAUUGAUUGGGUGGGCCGGCUAUUGGGUUUUGAUUGUAUUUUUGUAGUUGAUCCACAAGGGUUAAGUGGGGGGUUAGCAAUGUUAUGGAAAGAUGGGAAUGAGGGUAGUCUGUUGGGCUUUUCUCAUAAUCACAUUGAUAUGAGAAUAGUUAUGGAGGAUGGUGUUCUUUGGAGACUCAUAGGGCUGUACGGUGAGCCUAAUCGGAGCCGAAGGGAGAAUACAUGGAGAUUGUUGAAGGAGUUAGCAGAAGAUGAUACCCUCCCUUGGUGCGUCAUCGGAGAUGUCAAUAACAUCCUCAGCCAAGAAGAUCAAAGGGGCGGUCAUCCCUACCCGAGACGGUUGUUAGAAGGCUUCAACAAUUGCCUUGCCGAUUGUGGUUUAGAGGAUAUGGAGAUGCUUGGCUACCCGUUCACCUGGGAAAGAAGCAGAGGUACUGAUUUUUGGGUGGAAAUUCGGUUAGACAGAGUAUUAUACAACAGUAGGUGGGCAGCUAUUUUUCUAGCUUCUAAGCUUGUUAACCUCGGUACAUCUUCAUCGGACCACUGUCCUAUUUUUCUAGAACCUGUGGCACAGCCUAGAUUCUCAACUUUUCAUCGAUUCCGCUUCGAAAAUGCUUGGCUAAGGGAACCUAUGUGCUACCAGAUUGUACAAAGUUGUUGGGAGGAAAUUACAAGCGGUGGUAUCAUGAAUAAACUGGAGUUGUGUGCUUCUACGUUGGACCAGUGGGGAAAGGAAAUUACUGGGAAUUUCAAAGGCUGA
Messenger RNA from Cannabis sativa, 888 nucleotides. RefSeq lists its product as uncharacterized. The record is from RefSeq and is a predicted model, not a curated record. The transcript has a single exon. Gene Ontology annotation, molecular function: catalytic activity. Lineage: Eukaryota; Viridiplantae; Streptophyta; Magnoliopsida; Rosales; Cannabaceae. The coding region runs from base 1 to 888 and encodes 295 amino acids.